GACAUACCAAACCCCAGCUGCGACCAUAACUGACUGUACUUCAGUGCUAGAGCACUCGGGGUUCUCGGUGCGUAACGUGCUCUACGGCAAAGAAGCAGACUUCCCCCAACUGCAGUGUGGUUACUGAAACGAAUGAAACUGAGUCUUUCCUGGAUGAAGCCCGAUGCCUGAAGGUCACGGAGCAGAAUCAUAAUUAGGGGUGAUGUGAAACAUGGGGUGGGACUGCAAGUGUAGCUUCAGUCGGCAUUGAAGGAGAACACAGCCACAAUUUUAUCUGAUCCAGUACCAGACGAGUUCGUGAAUUGCAGUGAAACGGUGGAUGUGCUUUGGGACAGUUAAUAGAUACAUCUGUAUAUAUACUUUCAUCUUACGAGUUAUGAUGACAGGAUUAGGAACUAAUUUUUAGCGUGUUUACUGUUCUCAAGGCGGCAGCAGAGGUUAUAUGCAAACUGGGUAUCGAGCCUGAAGCUACAAGAAGGAAAGAAGAUUAUCAAGAUGGGAGCGGUGGACAAGGAAGGUCGCAAGCUGGUGGCCCCAGAUGGAGGGUGGGGGUGGAUAGCUGUCAUUGGUGUUAUGAUGGUCAAUCUCUCAACACGUUCCAUUGAGCCUUCAUUUGGGCUGUUGUUUGGAGACAAACUCCGGGACAUGGGAGUGGCAACAACGGGAGCUUCAGUCAUUAUGAGCGCUCUGGAUGCAACAAUCAACUUCUCUGGUCUGUUUGUGGGCCCUCUUAUCCGGAAGUAUUCAUACCGCAAAGUGGCUCUUGUUGGCGCUGUACUGAGUGCACUAGGACUAAUAACCACAUUUCCUGCAGAGAGCAUGGCACAUAUCCUUUCAACAUAUAGUAUUAUGGGGGGUUUAGGGGUUGGUUUUGCAUGGUCAUCUACAUUUGUAGCAUUGAAUCAUUACUUCAGCAAGAAACGGGGUCAGGCCAUUGGUUUGUCCAUGGUAGGUACUGCAUUGGGCAUGAUGGCAAUGCCGCAAGCAGUGCAGUUGUUGCUGGAGGAAUACAAUUUUCGUGGAUCUGUCCUCAUUCUGGGAGGUGUUGCCCUCCAUGCCCUUGUGGGUUCCAUGCUACUGCAGCCUAUCAAGUGGCAUCUCCGGCCAGAGGAACCCAAGGAGGAAGAGAAUCAGCAACUUGAAAAUAAGGAGCUUGAAUAUGAGGCACAGUCCCCAUUGCUGGAUAAAUCUAAGAUUGUGGUCACAGUCAUCCCUGCCUCUGGUGAUAUAGACAAGCAGGAACCGAUCAGCAGGAAACGUUCUCAGCAACUCCUGCGUAUUGUAUCUACUGGAAGUAUGUCAGCUCGUAAGCGCAAAGAGUCAGUCAUAUCAAACAUUUCCAGCAUGGACUUUACUGGCAGCACUUGCCAGAUUCACACGCACAUGGGCAGUGAUGAGGAAGAUGGCCAACCUGGGGGUCUGGUUAUGAAAAAUCUUGGAAGGAAGAGUAGAUCACCUGUAAACAAUGAUAUCAACAAGAACUUACCAACAUCUGAGAAAGGGGAUGACAAAAUUGAAUCGGAGAUGUCAACAUCUCCCCGUCACAUCUCAUACUGGAAGCGGGUUGUACAUUUCAUGGACUUGGACUUAUUGAAAGAUCUCAUCUACCUCAACAUUCUGUUUGGACUCUCAAUAUUCUAUGUUGCAGAAUUGAAUUUUAAGAUGAUAGUUCCUUUCUUCUUAAAUGACUUGGGAUAUACAAAGCAAGACACAGCUUUCUUCCUGUCCAUGACUGCUGUGUCAGAUAUCUUGGCACGUGCUGUACUGCCACCUAUCUGUGAUAGAGUGAAGAUAAGGAGGAGGACACUCUUUGCAAUAGCUUCCAUCUUCCUAGGCCUCUCCAGAUCAGCACUUGCAGAACAGACAGAAUAUACAGCAUUGAUGGUAACUCUAGUGAUAAAUGGAUUCUUCAGAGGAGCCACACUCAUCAACUUCACACUCACUAUAUCUGAACACUGUAGCCUGGAGAAGUUGCCUGCAGCAUUUGGACUCCAUAUGGUGGCCAAGGGACUGUUCAUUGCAGCAUUAGGCCCUCUCAUAGGUGUUAUUCGAGAUGUGUCUGGAAGCUUCCCACUUUGUAUUCACUCCCAGACUUUGCUGAUCUUCACAUGUGUAGUAGCCUGGGGUAUAGAGUACCUAGUCACAAGGACAUCAUCCAGUAGCAAGCAAGAUAAUACAGAUAAUACGUAACAUUUGUCAUUACUACACCACUCUGUUGUUAUAUGCAAGUCUCACUUGGGACACAAUGAUUUCAAAGUUGAUAGCACUGUUGAGAAAGCUCAAGGCUUGCCAGGUGAGUAUUUAAGGUACAACCUAUAUUAAUGUGGUAAAUUGGAGGCAUUAAGUUUGAACGAUGGUACCUGUAAUCAGAGGUGUAGUCCUUCAAGUUAAAGUGCUAGAGCAGUCUGGUACACAGUUCUGGGUUGAAGGAAGUUGGUAUGAAUUGUAAUGUGUGGCUGUUCUUUUUUAUAUUUGACAGCUUUACAUUUUAAGCACAGAACUGAAUGAUAAACAGCACACAAAAUAUGUAUAUUCAAGAACCUUUUCCUUCAUGUAGAUAGGUGAGAAAUUGAAUAAGCUGAAAUGUAUUCAUGUUUGAUAUAAUUUUUUAAAUAAGUGCCAGGUCAAAAGAAAAAAAAAGAAAAGAAAGAAAAAAUGGAUUGGGGCGCCAUUCUGAAUCGCUCUGGUUCACUUACAACCCUGACUCCAACAUCAGAACAACCAUUUCAAUGUAAUUAAUGUAAGUUGGUCUUGGACCUUCAGAGAUGAUGUUCUCCUUUUGCAUAUGCAAUAAAGGAUCACAGCCAUGAAUGCUGCUUAGACUGAAUUGCAACUGCAAUUGCUAAAAGUUUAACAAAUUAAACACUUAUUCUCUGGAGCAGUAAUAUACUGUAAAUCCAGUGAUGGCCAGUAAUUGUGGAUUUCCAGUUCCCUAGAUCAGGCUGAAACUUAGAGGUGUUGAAAUUCCCAUUCAUAACUGCAAAAGAAACUACAAAGUUUCAAGAAAGAAAUUUAAGAUUAAUAUCAUGACAUGCUGUGAAACUCUUUUCAUAAAAUAAAUCAGAGAACAGGACAUCCAUGUAGCAGUAAAAUUCUACUUAACGCAACAUUUAUUGUGUAGAAUAUCUAGAAGUCAUUCAGGGGCUUCAGAAUAUAUUUUCUUAACCAUUACAAAAAUAAAAAACAAAACACCAAAUUGAAGGUUAA
Cryptotermes secundus is the source of this 3207-nucleotide messenger RNA. RefSeq lists its product as uncharacterized. NCBI's taxonomy places the organism in Eukaryota, Metazoa, Arthropoda, Insecta, Blattodea, Kalotermitidae. The coding region runs from base 496 to 2190 and encodes 564 amino acids. The transcript has 10 exons. The record is from RefSeq and is a predicted model, not a curated record. Gene Ontology annotation, biological process: monocarboxylic acid transport; transmembrane transport. Gene Ontology annotation, molecular function: monocarboxylic acid transmembrane transporter activity.